CCUCGCUCUUCCUUGAGUUCCCGUUGUGUAGACGCGAUGAUAGAUGACUGCAGCACUGCAGAUGAAAGCUUUGUGGAGUUGCAGGCCAUUUUGGCAGGUCUUCCCAUGCACGCGAUACCGCAUGGGGACCGCAGUUGUGGUCCAGAAGUAUUCUUGUCGUGCCGAGGGCCACGAAAGUCUCAGAUUGAUGAAGGGACCUGCAAGCGCCGAGUCGAGGCCAUUCUUUCUAAAGCCGCUCGGGAAUAUCCGGGUCAUGAGCAUGUGCUCCGGCAAUUGGAAGUGGAAUUCGCCAGUUUAGAUCUGGUAUGCUUUGUAGAUCACCGACGACGACGGCUGUUUGCAGCUGUACGUGGAACAGAUCUAUCCAUGAACCGUUGGACCACCCACGAGGACAUGAGAAGCAACAUGCACCUCAUAUUGGGAUACAAUCCACCCAGAGCAGAACGCGCCUUAAAAGAAUAUCUUGCCGUUCGCAGCCGCUUUGGAAGAUAUGUUUCCUUUGCUUGUGGCCACUCAUUGGGUGGUGCUGUGGUCUUGUUUGUGGCGAGGGAGUGUGAAGAAAAUCCAGACACCGCUUUUCAGCGUGUUGACGUCUUCAACACUGCCACGUCUCCAUUGGCAACGCCUUUGGUUCCGUUUACCACGUCCACUCAUUUUCACCGCGUGAAAGGGGACUGGGCAUCCCUGGCCCUGGAGCAAGUUGAACUUAGCCAUGGCCAGGUCCAUUUGCACAGCCCAAAGGAGUCAGUUCCAGACAAGCACGUGCUUCUUCAUUUCUUGCCCAAAAAGGUGGACAAUGCGGAUGAUCAGUCGUGCUGUUUGAGCGAAAGCGUCGACAACCGUGACUGCCUGUCCUCAACAUCCAUCUCUCCACCUGCGACCUGCCAGGAGGAUGGAUCUGCCAUUCAAAAAGUGUCAAAACCUGCGUGGUGGGCAUUGCUUGGAAGCUGUGCCCUGUGGCCCAAGGGAAGGAAUGCUUGGAGAUGCACGUGGGAGUCCAAAGAAAAUCCAUGCAGCAGCGGAGAAGCCCUGACAUUGCAACUGGCGAAGCCCACGGCCUGAGCAGUGCAAAGCUUCCCAUGAGACUUCGCAGGCCAUAGUUUGACUCUCCGUUCCAGUCCUAACCUUCCGGUCUUAUGCUUGGGUAUAC
Cladocopium goreaui is the source of this 1150-nucleotide messenger RNA. The record is from the annotation of a GenBank genome assembly. NCBI's taxonomy places the organism in Eukaryota, Dinophyceae, Suessiales, Symbiodiniaceae.